Vicugna pacos (alpaca) is the source of this 2053-nucleotide messenger RNA. It is a transcript of the gene IGSF5, whose product is annotated as immunoglobulin superfamily member 5. The record is from RefSeq and is a predicted model, not a curated record. Gene Ontology annotation, biological process: cell-cell adhesion. NCBI's taxonomy places the organism in Eukaryota, Metazoa, Chordata, Mammalia, Artiodactyla, Camelidae. Gene Ontology annotation, cellular component: bicellular tight junction; cell surface.
GAAGAGAGAGCGGAGGCCAAGUUCAAGGGCAGCCUUGGCCCCGAGGCAGGGCGUUCUCAGCUGGGCUGAUGAUUAACGAGGCUUCUGCUGCUCCGGAGGAAGGGAGGCCACCUCUGUGCGCACAGUCCGGCCUGUGACGCAAGCAACUUCCUGAUGACAGGCUGACGAAGAACAUUCGAGAUGGAGGGCGGCUGCCGAGGCGUCCUGGCCGCGCUGCUCGUCCUGGCCGGGCUGGCAGCUUGUGGAUCUGGCUAUGAAAUCAUAGAAGGUCCCAAGAACGUCACGGUGCUGAAGGGCUCGGAGGCUCGUUUCAACUGCACCAUCUCGCCGGGCUGGAAGCUCAUCAUGUGGGCUCUGAACGGCACGGUGGUUCUGAGCAUCACGCCCAGGGAGCCCAUCAUCACCAACGACCGCUUCACCUCCGAGAGCUACGAGGUGGGCGGCAGCUUCAUCUCCGAGAUGAUUAUCCACGACGUGCAACUCAGCGAUGCCGGGCAGGUCAAGUGCAGCCUCCAGAACAGUGACCGGGAGGGGGCUGCUUUCCUUUCCGUCCAAGUUGUGGGGCAGUUGCUCCUUCCUGGAGGCAGUCUGGUAGUCAUUAAAGAUGAGCCUUGUAACGUGACUUGCCGCGCAGUGGGCUGGACCCCACUCCCAGAUAUUUCCUGGGAAGUCGGGGUUCCGGCGAGCCAUUGGAACUAUUAUUCCGUUCCGGAGCCGGAUGGUCGUCAAAGUGCAGUGAGCGUCCUGGCGCUCACGCCCCAGGGCAAUGGCACUGUGACUUGUGUGGCUAACAUGAAGGGGCUGCAAGUCCACGAGUCUGUAACUGUAAAUCUGACUGUGGUUCAGCCUCCCUUGGGCAGUAUUGAUAAACCAGAAGCAUCGUUGCCUACCUGGGCCAUAAUUCUACUUGCAGUAUCGUUUUCAUUGCUUUUGAUCCUGAUAAUUGUUCUGAUUAUAAUAUUCUGCUGCUGUUGUGCCUCCAGGAACGAGAAAGAAGGAUCUAGUUAUCAAAGUGAAAUAAGGAAAUCUGCAAAUGUGAAGACAAAUAAAGAAACUUUUGAGACAAAGUUAAAAAGCGGAAAUGAAAACUAUGGCUACAGCUCCGAUGAGCCGGGCACUGCAAAGAUUUCCUCUCUCCCUCCGAAGCCCGCGGAACCCGGCGUUCCUGAACAGCACGGCGGCGGGCAGCCUCAGCAGGGACCUGAUGACCGCCGGCCGGCCCCAGCAAGUCCCCCACGGGUCUCUGUUUACAUGGGCAGUCCUAAGAAGGUCAGGAAUGUGACUUUGGUAUAGCACAGACGUCCCUUUGUCUCCACAAGGCACUUGGUGGACGACCUACGUCACGAUGAUGCCAUCACUGCUCACGAUGGUGUCUCUGUGCUCACAGUGACAUCACCAUCGCUCUCCCGAAGUCCUCAGGCUGGGCUCCAGCUUUGCCAGCAUGACCCGGAAGACACGAUAUUGCUUGGCAUCAUCAGAACGGAUAUGUUAUAGCGAGAGAAGAAAUCUAUUUUCCCAGCUUCCAAAGCGGGAUGUGACUUUUAAAAUGUUUCAAGAUUUCAGUGAAUUCCAUAGUGACUAAGUCAAAGCUGCACAUUCAUCAUGACAGUGAUCCUCAUCACGCAACACUCCUGCUUGCUCAUCCGACGGAUGGUAGCUAAGUCUAUAUCCCACCAUGACGUUUAAGAAGUUUUUGUUACCUUAAAUUGUAUGAAGAUGAUAUUUAUGUACCUUUAAUAUAUAAAUAUUAUUGCAUAUUGUCUGUGAAAAAAGAGGAUAAAAAUUAGAAUGAACAAGAAGUCUAAAAUUUCCCAGAAAACCAGAACUCACAGGUUAUAAAUAAUAUUACAUUCUAAAGCUGAUGUGCACCUUGCGAGAUGCCUUGUUAUUGGAUGUUUAUACAAAGACAUCAUUUUUACCUGCUUCCUCGUCAGCCGUGUGCCCGUGUGCUGGAGUGAGUCAGGUGUGGGUUAUUCUUUGUGGGGUAUGUCCCUCGAACCAAGGAAAAACUGGCAAUGGGCAAUAUAGUCUUUCAUAAAUAAAAGCCGCCACA